AUGCCUACCUUUUUUGAAACAUUUCCGGUCGUUUUGGUAGACGGGGAUGGGAUUGUUAGAGCCGAUGUUCCUUUUCGAAGGGCAGAAUCUAAGUAUAGUGUUGAACAAGUAGGUGUAACUGUUGAGUUCUACGGUGGUGAACUCAAUGGAGUCAGUUAUAGUGAUCCUGUGAAAAAAUAUGCUAGACGCGCUCAAUUGGGGGAAAUUUUUGAAUUAGAUCAUGCUACUUUGAAAUCCGAUGGUGUUUUUCAUAGCAGUCCGAGGGGUUGGUUUACUUUUGGACAUGCUUCAUUUGCUUUGCUCUUCUUCUUCGGACACAUUUGGCAUGGUGCCCGAACCUUGUUUAGAGAUUUUUUUGCUGGUAUUGACCCAUAUUUGGAUGCUCAAGUAGAAUUUGGAGCAUUCCAAAAACUUGGAGAUCAACUACAAGAAGACAAAUAG
Lactuca virosa is the source of this 441-nucleotide messenger RNA. The record is from the annotation of a GenBank genome assembly. Lineage: Eukaryota; Viridiplantae; Streptophyta; Magnoliopsida; Asterales; Asteraceae.